CAGCUGCCCUGCUGCUGAAGUAGCAUAAAUUAAUAUUUUAAAAUUAACUUUUUCGGAAAACUUCCACCACAAAUUUUGAAUUUUUGCUGAAAGUAUGUUGCACUUGGUUCGAUUGCUAAAAAAUGUGCAAAUAUCAGGGCAUGCCAAGGAAGCGAUGUUUGCAUUGCGUCAGAUGUCUAAGGGGAAAACACCUCCCACGAAAUGCUCGGCCCCAGCGAAAAGUCCGGCCCCAGCGAAAAGUCCUGCCGCAAAAACUCCUCCAGUGAAAAGCGCUCCACCAAAAAGCGCUCCACCAAAAACUCCUGCAAAGAAGGACGAAACGGCCAUUAGCGGUGGCAGUAAAUGCAAACCCAAGAAGAAAUGUCCGAGCUCGUCGUCUGGUAAGGAUGCACCUGGAGCCGUGAAGAAAAGCUGCGAUGAUUUGCUCAACAAAAAGAGCAACAAAAAGAAACAAAGUCUGACGGCAAUUCAAGGCGGUGGCCCAUGCGCACCGAAACGCAAAGAGCCAACAGCACACGGUGGUGGGGGCAUGAAGCGUUGGCGCAACAUUUCCCUAUUUGCCAUACUGCCAAUGGUGGCCAUUCUAACGCUGCUCGUCUUUAGCACACACAAAGAGCACGAGCAUCCCGAGUUCAAGUAUUAUCCACACAUGUACAAGCGAACGAAGCCCUAUUGGUUCAAGGAUGGCAAUCGAACAGCGUUUCAUAAUAGCCAUCAGAAUGCCUUGCCACCGGCCGGCUAUGAAGACGAAAUAGAUGAGCUGGGAGUGGGACAAGAACCAGAGAAGGAAAAGGAGAAAAAGCAACGGAUAAGCGAUUUUGAAAAAUUACUUAAAGAUUGGAAAAAGCAUGCGGAAGCGCAGUAGCAGGAAAAGAAGAAAAAUAAACGAAAAGAAAAAGCAAAAAGAAACAUUAGAAAAGAAAACGGAAGAGUGAACUACAGAAAUUGCUCAUCUGUGGGCUACAAUGUGGGCGAUGGCAUUUUCUUGGCUGCAUUCUUUUUGGGGAAAAUCCAUCAGAGGAGAUUCCUUAAUUCAGAAUUAACACAGAAAUUCUAUCGCUUCAUUUGUAAAUUCCAUCAAAGUAGUUUUAAUACUCUACAGAGUAGAAGCUACACAAACAAAAUUCAAAAUUGAUGUUUCGGAAUCUAAGAACAAUAAAUUUUUGGUUUUUCUUUUUUCUCUAAA
Drosophila obscura is the source of this 1186-nucleotide messenger RNA. RefSeq lists its product as uncharacterized. Gene Ontology annotation, biological process: mitochondrial electron transport, cytochrome c to oxygen. The coding region runs from base 95 to 865 and encodes 256 amino acids. The record is from RefSeq and is a predicted model, not a curated record. Lineage: Eukaryota; Metazoa; Arthropoda; Insecta; Diptera; Drosophilidae. Gene Ontology annotation, cellular component: mitochondrial inner membrane. The transcript has a single exon. Gene Ontology annotation, molecular function: enzyme regulator activity.